AUGAAGGUCAACCCUGCUCCUCUACACUUGGCUCAGACAGUCAUCACUGGACUUGUCGUUACCAUGAGCCUUGCCAUCGUGGGGACUGCCGGACACACCCUGGACGUCUUCAACAAACAACAAUCAUCAAACCCAUGGUGGCUUCCUCUCUGGCGUGACCAUUUUGAUGUCCACGGCACCAAGGGGCUCAUUGCCUCUUCGGUUGUCACUUUGGUCCUGGGGAGUGUCUUCCUCGUUCUAUCCGCGGUCCCUAAGUUCAACCUCGCCGGCAGACCUACACUGCGCGCCCUUGCUGCCAUCGGAUCGUCUGCUCCCUCUGCCGUACUGUGUCUAGCAACCAUCAUUUACGCCUUUGUUCUCAACAACGACGCACCCGAACUUGACACCAUCCAGACCUGGACGUGCAAAUACAAGAAUGGACGGCCGUUGCAGCAAGACAUGGCAAUGACUACGAACAUGGGCAACAGCGACUUCGGCAGGCUGUGCCACGAGAGCAAGUUUGCGCUCUAUGGCACCCUGGUAGUGUUUCUGAUGUUGAUUUUGAGCACCAGCUUAGGCGUGGUUGGUUGGUGCGCAGACAAGUGGGCUGCAAGACAGACAAGGAAGGAGAUGGAAACGGCAUCGUAGAUGAUGGGAAGGUAUUAGGUGGCUUCAGUUUGCGUAUGGGAGACAGUAUCAUGAUGAUAUGAAACGUCGUGGAGAUGGUCGGAGAGUAAGGUGGCAGCGCGCCAGGCUGUGUUUCAGAGUAUUCGGCGCGCCGGGGAUUUGUUCCAUUCGCCUGGCUGAAUUCUUUUUUUUCCCCUGCAAAAGGCUUGUCGUUAAUGGCCGGUGAUGGAGCGUGGAAACAUAUGUAGCAGAGGUCGUAUUGUCCGUAAUUUUGGUCCAAUGAGCAUUCCGUUUCAACGUC
Molecule: messenger RNA, 907 nt
Organism: Periconia digitata
Lineage: Eukaryota; Fungi; Ascomycota; Dothideomycetes; Pleosporales; Periconiaceae
Source: the annotation of a GenBank genome assembly